GGCUCCUCAUAUAAAACCAGCCUCUUGGCUUCUCUUUUGUGUUCAACAAAAUACUUUUCCUACUUAUUAGGUUAAAAUAUCUGUCUGGACGCAGCUCAGAAGGUUGAAAAUUGUUACAGGGCGAUAUAAGUAUUAGUUUUGGAGACUUCAUGUGGGUUUAGUUAGUAGGGAAACAAGAACACCUCAAUUUCAAGCCAUGAAUUGAGGCAACCAACUCGACUGUCUUGUUUCAGAUGGUGCGUGAUACAUCAGGGCCUUGUCUUUCGGACUUGCUACUGAGCUUUGGAGACUUUUGAUCAAAACAUCUAGCUAACUUAAAACUUUGCGAAAUUCAUGUUGCCUGUUUACCUAUCCGCGGAUCCUCUGAAAUCACAAUUCCAGCAGUAAUUCAUCGCCAUGGCCGUAUCAAGGCUUGAACGUCUGUUCAUUCUGCUAGACACUGGUACAACUCCAGUGACCAGGAAAGCCGCAGCCCAGCAACUGGGCGACGUGGUUAGACUUCAUCCCCAUGAGCUGAACAAUCUAUUAGCCAAGGUUUUGACUUAUCUCAGGAGUCCAAAUUGGGACACCAGAAUUGCAGCUGGUCAGGCUGUGGAGGCAAUAGUCAAAAAUAUUCCAGAAUGGAACCCUCCGCCCAGGCCUAAACAGGAGAGCGGUCAGGAGCUGACCAGGGAGGACUCUCCGUCAGAUCGCCUGAGCUUCUACAGGUUCGACAUCUCCCGCCUCCUCCGCCAUGGGGCCUCCCUCCUGGGCUCCGCCGGAGCAGAGUUCGACGUCCAGGAAGACGAGUCGGGUGAGGUGGACCCGAAAGAACGCCUGGCCCGGCAGAGGAAGCGUCUCCAGAAGAAGCUGGGGCUGGACAUGGGCGCCGCCAUCGGCAUGGACACCGAGGAGCUGUUCAACGACGAGGACCUGGACUGCAGCUGCCCCCCCACCGCCGUCUACAACAGACCCCCCGGUGUCAAGGGGUCCGCCUGGCCAGCCUCACGCAACCACGUGCCUAUGCAGGCAGCUGAGCUGAUCGAUUCAGAGUUCCGACCAGGCAUGAGCAAUCGACAAAGAAACAAGGCCAAAAGGAUGGCGAAGCUGGUGGCCAAGCAGAGAUCAAGAGACAUGGACCCCAAUGAGAAAAGCAAUGACAGCUGUGAAGGGGAGCCAGAGGAGAAACGUCGGAAAACGACUAACGUUGUCAUCGAGCAACCGGCAACAGAUAGUAAAGUAUUAAUCGACAACGUCCCAGAUAAUUCCAGUAUGUUUGAAGAGACACAAGAGUGGCCCUUAGAAAGCUUCUGUGAGGAGCUAUGCAAUGACCUCUUCAACCCCUCCUGGGAGGUCCGCCACGGAGCCGGCACGGGCCUCAGGGAAGUGCUCAAAUGUCACAGCGCCGGCGGGGGCAAGCUGGUCGGCUGCACGGCAGAACAGAUGUCACGGCAGCACCAGGAGUGGCUGGAGGAUGUGGUCAUCCGUCUGCUCUGCGUCUUCGCCCUGGACCGCUUUGGAGACUUCGUGUCAGAUGAGGUGGUUGCCCCUGUAAGGGAGACGUGUGCCCAAACAUUAGGUGUGUCUCUGCGACACAUGACGGACAAGGGCGUCGCCAUGACGGUGGAUAUCCUCCUUAAGCUGCUGACCGAAGACCAGUGGGAGGUCAGACAUGGGGGCCUGUUGGGAAUCAAAUAUGCCCUCGCCGUGCGACAGGACCUGAUCGCAGACCUGCUGCCCAGAGUGCUCCCUGCCAUCACCGAGGGUCUGCAGGACCUGGACGAUGACGUGCGUGCGGUGGCAGCCGCCGCCCUCAUCCCCGUGGUGGACGGGCUGGUGCAGCUGCAGCUCCCCAAGGUCCCUUUCAUCGUGAACAUCCUCUGGGAUGCUCUCCUUGAGCUGGAUGACCUCACCGCCUCCACCAACAGCAUCAUGACCCUGCUGUCCUCACUUCUCACCUACCCAGAAGUCCGCGAGUGCAACAUGCAGGAGUCCCUGACAGUCCUGGUCCCUCGCGUCUGGCCCUUCCUGCGCCACACCAUCUCAUCUGUGCGCAAGGCAGCGCUGGAGACCCUCUUCACACUACUGUCGAAAGCUGAGCAGAACUGUGCAGUGUGGCUGAACCCCAUCCUGCAGGACAUGCUGAGACACAUCUUUCAGUCCUGCAUCCUGGAGAGCAACCCAGAGAUACUGGAUCUCAUUCAGAAGGUGUGGGAGGAGCUUCUGAGGCAAGCCUUGCCCCAAUACGUGGUGGCGGCCAGCUGUCCUUGGAUGGGGGCGUGGCUUUGCCUGAUGAUGCAGGUGUCCCACAUCCCCAUCGACCUCAACAUGCUGCUGGAGGUCAAAGCCCGCUCAAAGGAGAAGUCUGGUAAGCCUCACCAGGUAGGCGGUCAGGUGAAGGAGACGGUGCAGGAGUACAUCGCCGGGGCGGAGACGGUGACCGAAGACCCCGCCACCCGCGACUACAUGGUGAUGAGGGCGCGUCUAAUGUCUGCCAAGCUGUUGGGGGUGCUGUGCCGCAGCAUCUGUGACCCGCGCAUCAACAGCGGACCCCAGGAGAUCCGGCCAGCCGAGUCUCUGGCCCAGCUGCUGCUCUUCCACCUCAACUCCAAGUCUGCUCUGCAGCGCAUCGCCGUCACCAUGGUGCUGUGUGAGUGGGCCGCUGAGCAGAAGGAGAGUGAGCUGGUGUCUAGUAUGGUACAGCCGCGGCUGCUGGCCAUCCUGUCGGAGCAUCUGUACUACGACGAGAUCGCCAUCCCCUUCACGCGGGUGCAGACCGAGUGCAAGCAGCUCAUCGCACUGCUGGCCGACGCCCAGCUGCACGUGCACGAGCGCUUCAACUGCAGCGUGCUCACCAUCGACCAGGCCAACGAGCUGGUGACCACGGUCUUCUCGGAGAUGACGGCGGAGGUGAACACGUGCUCCCAGACGUGGGCGGCGCUGGAGGGGAAGCACCAGCAGGCGGCGGCGGCCGCGGCGGAGGCGGGCAGCGAGUGGCAGCGGCUGCAGCUGCGCGUGCACACCUUCUGCGCCUGCGCCGCCGUGGGCCUGGGCCCGCUGCCCGAGCGCCUCAACCCGCUGGUGCGCCCGCUCAUGGAGGCGGCACGGCGCGAGGAGAACACGCUGGUCCAGGGUCACGCUGCGGCGGCCAUCGCCCGACUGCUGCAGAGGUGCGCUGGCCGCACGCCCUGCCCCAACUCCAAGGUGCUGCGCAACCUGUGCUCCUCGCUCUGCGUGGACCCCCUGCUCACCCCCAGCGUCUCCUGCCCCACCCCGACGCCCGCCGCGCCCGCCGGGGGCAAUGCCAGCCAGGAGGGAGGCAGAGAUGGUGCUCACCAUAUGGUGAGCAAGACCAAGGGCAUCAUCACGCUCUACCUGCACCAGAAGGCUGCUUUCGCCGUCACCAGCAAGAGGGGCCCCGCGCCCAAACCCCCCAAGAACCUCUCCAGCGAGGUGGCCCCAAACAGCACCGCAACCAUGGACACCGAUGAGAGCAAGAAACCGAGUCUCAUCCAGCGAAGAGGCGCAGAGUUCUCCCUGACGACCAUCACCAAGCACUUCGGGGCUCAGUUGACCGUGGCGCUGCCCUUCCUGUGGGAGACCAUGAUUGGCCCCCUGAAAGCCGUGGUGGAGGGCAGAGAGGGUCUGGAUGUCCCGUUGUUGCUGGAGAAAGGAGACACGGUGGCCCAGGAGCUGGUGGGCUCUCUGCAGGUCCUGGAGGUGGUGGCUGGGGCCAUCGCUCCCCAACUCAUCCCCUUGCUCCUGGAGCAGCUGCCCCACCUGUGCCUGUGUCUGCAGCACCCCUACACGGCCGUGCGGCACAUGGCUGCGCGCUGCGUCGGGGUGCUCAGCAAGAUCGCCACACUGGAGACCAUGGAGAUCUUCCUGGAGCGCGUGCUGCCCUGGCUGGGCGCCAUCGACAACAGCACCAAGCAGGAGGGAGCCAUCGAGGCGCUGGCCUGUGUGAUGGAGCAGCUGGACGUGGACAUCGUCCCCUACAUCGUGCUGCUGGUGGUCCCCGUGCUGGGCCGCAUGAGUGACCCCAGCGACAGCGUGCGCUUCAUGGCCACGCAGUGCUUCGCCACGCUCAUCAGACUACUGCCACUGGAGGCUGGUAUCCCAGACCCCCCAUCCAUGUCUGAUGACCUGAUCCGCCAGAAGGCCCGGGAGAGGCACUUCCUGGAACAGCUACUGGACAGCAGGAAGCUGGAGAACUACAAGAUCCCAGUGCCCAUCAAGGCUGAGCUGAGGAAGUAUCAGCAGGAUGGAGUGAACUGGCUCUCCUUCCUCAACAAGUACAAGCUGCAUGGCAUACUGUGUGAUGACAUGGGUCUUGGGAAGACCCUUCAGUCCAUCUGCAUCCUGGCGGGAGACCACUUCCUCAGGGUGCAGGAGUAUGCCAAGACAAAGGCUGCAGACAGUACUCCCCUGCCCUCGCUGGUAGUGUGCCCCCCUACGCUGACUGGCCACUGGGUGGACGAGGUGGGCAAGUUCUGCACUAAAGAGUUCCUGAACCCCCUGCACUACACUGGACCUCCAACAGAGAGAGCAAGGUUACAGCAUCAGGUGAAGAAACACAACCUCGUGGUAGCGUCUUAUGAUGUCGUAAGGAAUGACAUCGACUUUUUUAGGAAUAUUAAAUUUAAUUAUUGUAUCCUGGAUGAGGGCCAUGUCAUUAAGAAUGGGAAGACCAAGCUUUCCAAGGCCAUCAAGCAGAUAGCGGCCAACUUCCGUGUCAUCCUGUCGGGAACGCCAAUCCAGAACAACGUUCUGGAGCUUUGGUCGCUCUUCGACUUCCUCAUGCCCGGUUUCCUGGGCACCGAGCGUCAGUUUGCCGCCCGCUACGGAAAACCAAUCCUGGCCAGCCGCGAUGCCAAGAGCUCGUCUCGGGAGCAGGAGGCAGGGGUGCUGGCCAUGGAGGCUCUGCAUCGACAAGUGCUGCCCUUCCUCCUGAGGAGGAUGAAGGAGGACGUGCUGCAAGACCUGCCUCCCAAGAUCAUCCAGGACUACUACUGCAACCUCAGCCCCCUACAGGUCCAGUUGUAUGAAGACUUUGCCAAAUCCAGAGCCAAGGUGAGCGUGGACGACACCAUCUCCACUACAGAGCCAGAGGAAGAGGAGAAGCCGAAGCUCAAGGCCACUGGACACGUCUUCCAGGCGCUGCAGUACCUGCGGAAGCUGUGUAACCACCCGGCCCUAGUCCUGACGCCGCAGCACCCCGAGUACAAGCGCGUCAUCGAGCAGCUCGCCGCCCAGAGCUCCAGCCUCAGGGACAUGCAGCACGCGCCCAAACUCUCCGCCCUCAAACAGCUGUUACUGGACUGCGGUCUGGGCGCAGCGGGUGGAGCGGAUGGCGGCACGGAGGCGGUGGUGGCGCAGCACCGCGUGCUCAUCUUCUGCCAGCUCAAGAGCAUGCUGGACAUCGUGGAGCAGGACCUGCUCAAGCCGCAGCUGCCCUCCGUCACCUACAUGCGGCUGGAUGGCAGCGUGCCCGCGGGCCAGCGCCACUCCAUAGUGUCCAGGUUCAACAACGAUCCGUCCAUCGACGUGCUGCUGCUCACCACCCAUGUCGGUGGCCUGGGCCUGAACUUGACCGGCGCAGACACGGUGGUGUUCGUGGAGCACGACUGGAACCCCAUGAGGGACCUGCAGGCCAUGGACCGUGCCCACAGGAUAGGACAGAAACGCGUGGUGAACGUGUACCGCCUGAUCACGAGAGGUACCUUAGAGGAGAAGAUCAUGGGCCUGCAGAAGUUCAAGAUGAGCAUCGCCAACACGGUCAUCAGCCAGGAGAACGCCAGCCUCCAGAGCAUGGGCACCGACCAGCUCCUCAACCUCUUCACACUAGACCGGGCAGACCGGAGCGAGCCGUCCUCCUCCAACCCGGAGAAGGCCUCCAUGAAGUCCGUGCUGGACGGCCUGGGAGACCUGUGGGACCAGCAGCAGUACGAGACGGAGUACGACCUGGACAGCUUCAUGCACUCUCUUCAGUAAACCUGACCCCCUGGGCAGCCUCAUACCUGACCCCCAGGCUCACCCCACUGCCAACAGUGACCCACACCCCCAACCCAGUCUCCAGGGUGCUGUGUGUAUGUGUGUGUGGAACAUAUGUGUAUGUGUGUGGAACAUAGGUGUGUGUGUGGGGAACGUGUGUGUGUGGAACAACUUAAUAUGUAGGGUACAAACACACCCUUCCUCCCACUUUCCACCCUUCCUUCCCUACCUCUCCAAACAGUUCUUUAAAAUGCCCUUACACACACACACACACACACACUCCCUCCCUCAGACUGGGUGGAGUGACCAUGAGAACGUUUUCUAAAUUAGGAAUGAAUUGCCUCGAAUCAUUGACUCCCAGUCCACAGACGAGGCGCGCAGUAACCCAACAGGCUCACACUCUGGGCGGUGGAGAGUGAUGUAGUGCGCUCGUCUGGGUAGAGAUUGGACAUGUUGGCAAAAAAAAAAAAUGUACGCCGACUCUCCUCCACCAUACUCCAGCUUACCUUUGGUGCUACCGUGUGCUGAAGGCAUGUUGAUGGAGGAUGGGAGAUCCCUGGAAGUGUUGUGGAGACCCCUGACUGAAAUGACCUCCAAGCCACAAGGGGGCGCCAUGAGUACUCCCCUCCCCCCCCCUCCAGCUGAGGUUCCACACAGUCAGCGCUCCAUGACUUGUCACCCACCCCCUCGGUCACUGUUGGUGUUUUUAACUGCUGUUCGGUGUGCUCAGGUGAAAGACUUUACGCCCAGACAUCCACUGCAUGGCUGCAAACUGAGUUCUCCUCACUAGCCGGCCUCCUUUGGAAAUGCACUGCAAAAGGGCUACCAGGACGUGCCCCUCCAUCCCCCCCCCCCCCCCCCCCCAAGAGCUCCCCUUACAUUGCCAGACUUUUGUAAAAUGAAGUGACGACAACAGAAUCUAUACAAAAAAAAAACAGACUUGUAAAUAUUUCUGUAAUUUGCCUUUGUAAAAGCUGAUAGAAUGGUAAUAAAUUCUACUGAGCUUU
Messenger RNA from Clupea harengus (Atlantic herring), 6980 nucleotides. RefSeq names its product BTAF1 RNA polymerase II, B-TFIID transcription factor-associated (gene btaf1). NCBI's taxonomy places the organism in Eukaryota, Metazoa, Chordata, Actinopteri, Clupeiformes, Clupeidae. The transcript has 39 exons. Gene Ontology annotation, molecular function: ATP hydrolysis activity; ATP binding; TBP-class protein binding. The record is from RefSeq and is a predicted model, not a curated record. Bases 397 to 5973 code for a protein of 1858 amino acids.